AUGGGGCUGGCCUGCUCCUCUGUCUUUAAGACUUCCUCCUUGAAGAAUGCCCAGCUUUCCUGGACUCCUUUGCCCUUCAGCACUGCCCCCCAAGGGACUCUGUCAACUGAGGCCAAAGUCUGCCGUCCGGAAGUCCAAGUGCUACGGCUCUUGAAGGAUGGUGCCGACCCUCACACGCUUGUUUCCUCAGGAGGCUCCUUGCUCCAUCUGUGUGCCCGCUACGAUAACGCAUUUGCUGCGGAAAUUCUAAUUGACAGAGGAGUAAAUGUAAAUCAUCAAGAUGAGGAUUUUUGGACAUCAAUGCAUGUAGCCUGUGCAUGUGAUAAUCCUGAUAUUGUCCUGCUACUACUACUAGCGGGAGCAAGCGUGCUGCUGCAAGAUGUUAAUGGAAACAUUGCACUUGAUUAUGCCAUCGAAGGGACUGAAACUAGCAGCAUCCUUCUGAUGUACUUGGAAGAAAAUGGCGUAGAGCUGAAUUCGCUGCGCCAAAUGAAGACACAGAGACCCACGGCAAUGCUUACAGAUGUCCGACAGCUCAUAUCAAGUGGAGGAAGCGUGAAUCAAAAGAAUGAUGAAGGAGUUACCCUGCUGCAUGUGGCCUGCGCUAAUGGAUACAAGAAUGUUGUAUCUCUGAUACUGGAUCAUGGGGCUGAUCUCAAUGUAGUGGAUAAUCAGUACUGGACACCCCUACAUUUAGCUGCCAAGUAUGGACAGACCAACCUUGUGAAGCUGCUUUUGAUGCACUGGGCAAAUCCCAAUCUUCUUAACUGCAAUAAUGAAAAGCCUUCAGCAGUGGAAAUCAAUGUUAGCUAUGGGUCCUCCUUCACUUCAUUUGAGUUAACUGUGUGUAUAAUCCUGGCUUUAUUGGAAUUAAUGAUGAAACACAACAAUCCCCUGGCUUUACCGAUGGCCAAGCAGGACAGUUUGCUGGAGAAAGACACCAUGUUUAAAGACGCAGCUAAAGGCUUAUGCAAGCAGCAAUCUCAAGACAGUGCGUCUGAAAAUGUCACUGUGAGCACUACGGCCAAACUGGAACAGAUCAAGCUAAUGCCUCCAGCUCCAAAUGACGACCUGGCUUCUCUGAGUGAGCUCACAGACAGCAGCCUGCUUUAUGAGAUUCAGAAGCGUUUCAAUAAUAAUCAGAUAUAUACCUACAUUGGUGAUAAACUGCUGCUUGUUAACCCAUUUAAAGAGCUUCCUAUUUAUUCUACCAUGGUCACCCAGCUUUAUUUAAGUAACUCUGGAAAACUGUGUUCCUCACUUCCCCCACAUAUAUUUUCCUGUGCUGAAAGAGCUUACCACGUGCUAUUCCAGGAGCAGCGUCCCCAGUGCUUUAUCCUCAGACACUGUAGGUAUGGAAUUGUCCCAUCUCUCUGUGGCAUGCACCGCUUGGUGUGUGUCAGGUCACCUUAAGACUGCUUAGUCGAAGGCAAGCUUUAAGACCAAGAGCAAGUCAAAGAGAAGUUUCCAACAACUGGUUAAAAUAUAAGAAAAAAAUUCAAAAUGGAGUUCAAUAAAAUGAUCUAUCAAAUGUGAAAUGUUCUUCCCUAGCAGCAAGAUUCUUUUGUAAGGUGUUGUUCACGUGAGAAACAGAUUUAGCGAAUCUUGAAAUUUCCUCUUGGGGCUGCUUUGGAGAGUUGCCCAAAAAACCAACGACACUGACUCACAAACAGCAAAUACCCACCUCCAAGGUAUUUCCUUACAGAUCUGGAAGAAUACUGCUGUCCCAGUAUGAAUCCUGGAGUUAACUUAGGUCCAGACCAGUCCUUUGCAGGGAAAAUGAAGUGUUGAAAAUAUCUUUUUGAAGUUUAUCCUUUAAUCUAAGGAAAUCCAUUGUUUUGCAACUUAAAUUAGAAGGUAUAGGGCGCUAAGGAAUUUACUGCUCAGUUUAGUGGUAGAAUUCCUCUGCUCCUGUUACAUGACCCAGUGAAAGUGGGGAUCUGGCAUUGCCAAACUUGCUUCGCGGUACAUGAGUUUGAUUUCUGUCUCUCAUUGUUUGGGCCUCUCUGACACAUCAAAUCCCUGCUUUGCUGGCUCCCUUUGCUUCAUGCAGGCUCAUGCCUCUCCCCAGGCAGCAAAGCAGACAACGUGAAAAAAAUAAUCCUCUUUCAGUCUUGUAAAACGAAUCACCCAUUACAUAAAAUACUACCCAUAAAUAUCAGUGGCAGAAUAUUCCAGGACUGUACAACUGCAAGUAGAGCGUUCGCUUUGCAGAGGCUGGGCAUGCCGUAUGAACGUACAGGAGAUAGAACAGGCAGUGGAACGCUGAAGCACCUUCUGCAAUGACAAAGGAGCAGACGGUGCCCUGUAAUGUGUUAGGUCAGCUACCCAAAGCUCCACUUACACUUCUGUCACUCGUACAUUCUUUACAAAUUGCAGGUAGUUAAGAAUAUUUCCUGUAAAAGUACUUAAUUACUCCUAAAUUAUAAAUGAAACAAGUUUCUAAUUUUCUGCCUUGACCUCUGCAUUGCGUUAAAAACCUUACACCUACAGAACGCAGAUUUAACACAGAUUUGAGAUAGGGUCUUUAGUGUAACAUCAUUACAUGCUGUUCAUGGAAGGGAACCCUCUGCAAACCCAGUGGCAACCCUUCUGUGCCUGAACUUUGUGCUUCCAUGGUAGAAACACAGACAUCAUCAUGUUUUAAAGAAGCUUUCGAAUUGCACUUUAGACUCUUACAAUUCCAGCAAUGUUAAAGCACUUUAUUUUGCAGAAAAUUCAGGAAGACCCAUUUAAACUCUGUGAAGAUGGUUUUCAUCUUCAAAUGUAAUAAACAACUUACUACUAUUUCACUUUCAUGUUGCCUGUUUCAGUUUUCUUUGUGACUGUGGUCUUUGUCUGCUACUGUCUGUUCCCCUAAACACCAUAUUAAGUCUUUGCUACUGAAUCGGUUAAAAAACAACCA
Phalacrocorax carbo (great cormorant) is the source of this 2905-nucleotide messenger RNA. The record is from RefSeq and is a predicted model, not a curated record. Lineage: Eukaryota; Metazoa; Chordata; Aves; Suliformes; Phalacrocoracidae.